UUAUUUCUCAAGUUGACGUUGACGGCUGUUGCCUGUUAUCGUUAUCAAACUUAUCAAUACCAAUACAAAUACUAGGGUUAUUUUGUUGUAAUGUGAGAUUAUUAUAUUUAAACGUACAAAGAAUCUGUAGUAUACUUAGUCAAAGGUACCGCAAAGAUGUCGGACCCUACAAUACAAACGUUUUGUUGCCAUCACACUGGAAAUAAAGAAGACUUUGCAGUCAGAAUUAUGGACGAAUUUAACACCGAUUCUUACAAUAUUGUGUGUUUAAUUUCAUCUACAGUUGGAAUACUGGGGUCUGUUUACCAGAUUUUACCGGAUGUCGUAAAUCGGAUACAAAGAGGUAUCGGUUCCACGCGUGGACGACGAAUUAUUAUCUGGUUGGCUGUUGCAGAUUUAUUGGCAUCAUUUGGUGUGUUAGUGCGGUCAUCCUUAUGGCUCAAGUAUAAGAACAUUAUGCCUUUACCAGAUGAUGAUGUUAGUGUCUUGUUUUGUAGCAUAAUUUCAGCAUGGACUCAAUAUUUUUACACAGUAACUUGGUUCUGGACUUUGUUUUAUGCCAUAGACACGUGGCUCACUAUAAAGGGACGAGACUCACACACGUUACUAUAUCAUUCUAUUGCAUGGGGAUUACCUGCAGCUACUACUGGUGUUGGACUAUCCAUUCUUUAUAUUCCUAAUGCAAAGUGCCACAACCUUCCUACUGCAACAAGUGCCUUAUACAAAAUAUUACCUAACUAUUGUGCCACAUAUUUGCCCAUCGCCAUGGUCAUGAUAGUGAACCCAAUAAUGUAUGUAAUGUCAAGUAAAGAUGUGGAGAUGGCUGUAGCAGUUCCUCUGGCACAGUUUACAAGUAAAGAACGAAGAGUAGUGGACACAUUGAGACUGAAGUUUUUCUUGAUCAACCUAGUGUUCUACUUGUGUUGGGUGCCAAAUCUCGUAAAUGGCUUACUGCUGUGGACAAUGUGGUUUAACAUUCCUGUUAAAGUCAUUAUCACAAUAUGGUACAUAAUGGCAUUAACAAAUCCUAUGCAGGCUUUAUUAAAUGCUCUAGUCUAUCGAAGAUGGAAUACGGAUAAAUGGAGAAAUAUGCCAACAUUUAGUAAUGAAACCAGAAAAGAGUUUUGUUUCUAUGAUGAACAGUCUCCUUUGUUGGGUUCAGAACCACCUAGACUGCAGUUAUCACCCAUUCCACUGGGUAUUAACAAUUACGCUACUUUGUGAUAGUGUGAAAUAAAUUCCAGUAUUGUUGGCAUUUUGUUAGACUUUUUCUUUAUAUGAAUAUACAAUUUUUUACUUA
This is a messenger RNA of Helicoverpa armigera (cotton bollworm), 1300 nucleotides long. Its product is annotated as G-protein coupled receptor 143. The record is from RefSeq and is a predicted model, not a curated record. Gene Ontology annotation, molecular function: L-DOPA receptor activity; L-DOPA binding; dopamine binding. Gene Ontology annotation, biological process: G protein-coupled receptor signaling pathway; regulation of calcium-mediated signaling; melanosome organization. NCBI's taxonomy places the organism in Eukaryota, Metazoa, Arthropoda, Insecta, Lepidoptera, Noctuidae. Bases 157 to 1224 code for a protein of 355 amino acids. The transcript is spliced from 7 exons. Gene Ontology annotation, cellular component: melanosome membrane; plasma membrane.